GGCUCAAGUUUAUGUUUUUUGGUUCAGUUUUGUGUUUUGAUUAUUGAGGGGCCACCCUUAAAUUAGGCUUGGCCAAUGUCCGGAUGGAGCGGAGGUGGCUGGAAUGGCGGAGGUGGCUGGAAAGGCGGCGGAGGGGGUGGAUGGAGCAAUGACAACUGGCGCGAUGGCGGCAACUGGAGGGAUGACAAAGGUGGCCGCAAAGGCGAUAACCGCGAAGGUGGCAAGGGCAACCGCGACGGUGGCAAAGGAAACCGAGAUGGUGGCAAGGGUGGAGGCAAGGGUGGUAAGGGUGGUGACUCAGGACCCCCACCUGCACCUCGUGGGGCAGGAGAAGCACUGCAGCCAGGUGAAACCAUCAAGUUGAAUGUGAAUGACUGUGAGGCUGGACUCACCUUGAUGGGCGGUACUGGUAGCGGUACCCGUGAGCGAGCCAAGAGAAAGGCAGAUAGUGGAACGCAGUGGGCUGGCGUGCGUGCAGAUUGUGGUGUUGCAGCCGAGGGAUUGUGGGCCUUCUGCGUGUGGAAUGAGACUGGUGGGAACUUGCGAAUUGGCUGGUCCAUGGAGAAUUCCAAGCUGGCCUUGGGCACAGAUCGCUACAGUUGGGGCUUCGGUGGAACUGCUACCAAGAGCCAUGCGGGAAACUUUGAAAAGUUCGGGCAGACCUUUGGCAAAGAUGAUGCCAUUACCUGUUGCGUGGACCUAGAAAGAAGAGCAAUUUUGUAUUUCAAGAAUGGACGUGAGAUUCCAGGUGAUUGCUUCACCUUCGGCAAGGAGCUCUCAGGUGUGCCGCUGUUCCCCCAUGUCUACACCAAAGAGGCAACCUUUUCAAUCUCCUUCGAUGGCAGUGGUGGUGCUCCUCCCUUGUCUGGAGGCUUCAAGUGGAUCUCGGAGGCGGCCCUGGUGCCGCACCCCACGCGCGUUUCAGGCGCUGGGCCCAGUGUGACGGAGCCGGCACCUGAGGCGCAGGGAGAUGAUGGGCCCAAGUUUGUGUUGACGCCCUACGGAUGGCGGACCGUGGAACAGGCCGGUGGCUUGACACAGGAGUGGCGUACCUCCUUGGAUGCCUAUGUGCGGCACUUCACGUCGAGUUUGGAACUGGAAUACGAGGCCGAGAGGCAGGCAGUGCUGGAGAAGGUGCAGAAGCGAAGUACCCGACAGCUUCAGGAUGAGGGCAUCGGUAUCGCAGGCCUUUGCGCAGAGUUCGAUGCUGUCUAUGGCCGUGUCUCCCUCUGGCCUGACGGCUGGCGCAUGCCGUAUCUCUCAGAGAUCAAGUUUGGCCGUGCUGUGCUGUUGAGCACUGUGGAUGGCGGAGUGGACUUGGAGGAUCCCAAGAAGACCAUCUCUGCAGAAGUGGAGAGCAUUAGAGACGGCACAAUGGUUCUGAGCACGCCCUACGAACGCCUCCCCUCCACUGGUUCUGGGAAUGAUUUGUACCGUGUGGACUUGGGCCCCAAUAUUGUGGCCAACAAGCGCAUUGACCGUAUGUUGGACGAGCUUCAGCGAUGUUUGGGAGUUGAUCAGGCGGCCAAUCCCAGGGAUUCCAUUCAGAAGCUGAACUACAAUGCCAACCUUUGUGGCCUCUUGCUGCCCGGUGCCCCCUUGGCUGAUGCCUUGUACGCGGACAUUGGCGAAUCUUCGGCCUCCGCGGCCAAGUGGGACCCCAUGACGCGUGCAGCACCCAAUCCGAAGGCAGACAUCAGCAGAGCGGCCAAGGAGAAGGACAUUGGAGCAGAGAAGUACACCCCAAAAAGUGAGAUCCACAGCACCAAAAAAAUGAACGAAUCGCAGCAGAGUGCCUGCGACAUGGUUUUGGAGCAACGAAGGCGCUUUAGCUUGAUCCAGGGGCCACCUGGAACGGGAAAGACCACCACUGCCUCUGCCAUCAUUUGCGGCUGGCUGAAGAGCAAUCGCGGCCCGGUGCUUGCCUCGGCUUUCUCCAACAAAGGAUGCGACAACAUUGCGCAACAGUUGCACCACAUGGGUGUCCGGGUGCUGCGCAUGGGCCUGUGUUCGGCCAAGGAGCCUUACUCCUUGGAAACGCGCUUGGAAGAAGCCGGCUUUAGACGAGGAGACAAGGGCAUGAAGGCCGUGCUGGAGAACAUCGAUGUAGUUUGUGCCACGUGCAUCGGUUGUGGCAUGGGACCCUUGGAUAGCCGAACCUUCCCUUUCAUUGUGAUUGAUGAGGCGGCUCAGGUCAUUGAGCCCGCUGUGAUUCUACCCUUGGGCAAGGGAGCCGUGCAAGCUGUCAUGGUCGGAGACCAAUGUCAGCUGCCAGCCACCGUGUUGAGUCAAGAGGCACAGAGCAAGGGCUUGGACAUUUCAAUGUUUGAUCGACUGCUUUCCAUGGGUAUGGAAUACACGCUGCUCAGUGACCAGUACCGAAUGCAUCCCUCCAUCAGCGCGUUCCCUUCGUGGCGUUUCUACCGUGGUGAACUGAAGAAUGCUGUGACCGAUGCUGAUCGUCCCAUGCCUCCAGGUUUGCCAUUCCGAUCGUCACUUGUGUUCCUCCAUGUAGACGCUAUCGAAAGCUCAGGUGGCGCCUCAAAGAAGAAUGAGGGCGAGGCAGACUGUGCCUCAUGGAUUGUGGAGCAGGUGAUGCAAAGUGGCAUCCGACCGGAGCAUAUUGGCAUCAUCUCGCCCUACGGGGCACAGGUGAAGUUGAUUCAGCGAAGUUUGCCGUACAAUGCCCAGAUGUCCGUCCAAGUGUCGACGGUGGAUGCAUUCCAAGGUAGCGAGCGUGAGGUCAUCAUCCUCAGUUUGGUGCGCGCCAACCGCCGCGGUGACGUGGGUUUCGUGGCAGACUGGCGACGUCUCAAUGUGGCGCUGAGCCGAGCCAGACGGCUCUGUGUGGUGGUAGGCAACAUCCCCACGUGGCUGAACUCUUCUAGCGCUUUGAUCCGGGAUUGGCUGGGCUUUCACCAAGUGGGCAAGGCCGAUGUGCGUGCCUUCCGAGGUUACGUGACCGACCUGCCCAUGGAUGUGGCCGCCAAGGUGAAUGCCUUGCGACAGGACUUUAUCACAAACAACCCGGCACCUGCGAAGCUGUCGCGCGCAGAGAAGGCUGCGCGCAACGUCUCGGCAGCAGGGAAGAAGGCACGAGAGAUCACCCAGGCCUUGGAGGAUGCUAUUAAAGCAGAGGAUGAGGCCGUGUUGAAGAGUGUCAUCAGCCAGGCUAAGGAGGCCGGCAUCGAAAAGAGCAUCAUCGAUGAGGCGGAAACCACGCUUGAGAGCUUGAGUGCAAGCAAGAGGCUCAACGCGGCCAUUAAGAGUCGCGACCCCACUGCCUUGGUGCAAGCCAUCAUCCAAGCGAAGAUGACGGGAGUGGACGAUGACAAGAUCGACAAAGCUGAGGCGCUUAUGAACGAGCUGGUGGUGCCCUCAGAGGAGCAUGGCCGGUCCUUCUAUGCUCCGGCACCCAAGAAGCCAGAGGCAGAGAAGGGUGAGGAACCAGAGGAAAAACCUGCAAAGAAGAAGCCAAAGAACAAAAGCUGGGCGGGCCUGCUGAACACUGGUCCCAAGUAUGCCGGCCGCCGCCGUGAUGAGGAGGAUGAUGCUCCUCCUCCACCUGAAGGAGAGACCGUCGCGGUCAUUGAGGACGAGCCGGUUCCCGAAGUGAAAGAAGGCAAAGGCAAAGCAGGGAAAAGCAAAGAUGGGAAAGGCAAAGGCAAAGGGAAGUCCGAACCGGAGAAACCAUACCUCGUGGUGGACGCUGAGUUGGGUGCAGGUGUGGAGCUCACGGCCACCUGCUGGGGUAUGCACGUGGACCUGGUGGAAGAGAAGCCUGGGCAACCACACCUCGUCGCAGGGUCUACCAUCACCGCGAUUGGUGGCCACAACUUGCUGGGCUUGGCAGAUGAGGAUGCAGUGGCCACCGCCUUUGGAGAGCACUUCAAGCACGAGGCGCUCAUCGAUGUGGACCCUGCCACUUUUGAGACCUUAGAGCUGCCUCCAGAGGCGUCCACAUGGCCAUUGAGCUUUCAAGAAGAUUUGGAGAUGUUGGCGAACAAGUUCGCCAUUGACUGCAGUAUCUCCAAACUAGGUCUGGAACUGGCCGGGCCAUCAGUGGCGAUGGAACCUGCAAAGAUGGAAAUGCAGCAACUUCUGGAUUUCUACCUGAAAGGCCAAGCUGAAGAGAAACAGAAGCAGGUCAAAGUGGACCAGGAGGCGAUGAAAUUGGCCAUCCGUCAUAACCAGGAAAGGCAGCAGCGCGAAGCACAGGAAUGGGCUGCCUGGCAGGCAUAUGUUCUGCAGAUGCAGGAGACCUACACCGCCUAUGCCAUGGCUGCUCAGCAAGCCUGGGAACAGCAGGUAAUGCAGCAAAUGGCCAUGCAGCAAGCGCAGCCCAUGCAGCAGUUCCCACAGCAGUCCAUGUAUCAGAACCCGAUGAUGGGCCAGCAGAUGGGCAUGCAACAGCCGAUGCACCAGAUGCAACAGAUGCAGCCACAGAUGCAGCCAAUGCAGCAGAUGGCUCCGAUGCAUAGUCCUUGGGUGAUGUACUACAACCAGCAGGGGCAGCCGUACUACUACAACGAGCAGACAGGCGAGCAAGUAUGGCAAUUGCCUCCUGGCGCCACCUGCAGCAGACAAGGCAAUGCUCCUGGUGGAUAUGGCAUGGGCGGAGGCUACCAAGAUAUGAAUCAGAUGUGGGGGGGCCAAAUGGGCCAAAUGCAGCAGAUGCCCUAUGGCUACAACCAGAACCAGCAGUCCUGGUAUUAGUCAAGAUUGGCCUUGGCCUCUAGCAUUUUCCACACAGAUGUCCAAUGUUUAAAGCCUAGGGCUGCACGCAGCGAGCGUGCCCCAGUCAGAGUCUACAUUGCCAGGAGGAUCAGGGGCUGAAAGACAACUUCACGUUACUUAUGG
Durusdinium trenchii is the source of this 4860-nucleotide messenger RNA. NCBI's taxonomy places the organism in Eukaryota, Dinophyceae, Suessiales, Symbiodiniaceae. The record is from the annotation of a GenBank genome assembly.